Melampsora larici-populina 98AG31 is the source of this 2158-nucleotide messenger RNA. RefSeq lists its product as uncharacterized. The coding region runs from base 530 to 2158 and encodes 542 amino acids. Gene Ontology annotation, biological process: P-body assembly; cytoplasmic stress granule assembly. Lineage: Eukaryota; Fungi; Basidiomycota; Pucciniomycetes; Pucciniales; Melampsoraceae. Gene Ontology annotation, cellular component: cytoplasmic stress granule; P-body. The transcript has 10 exons. Gene Ontology annotation, molecular function: mRNA binding; ATP binding; RNA helicase activity. The record is from RefSeq and is a predicted model, not a curated record.
AACUUUACACAAAUCACUUCAAAACCAAUCUACUCAUUCACAACCAACCAUCCAUCAAACCUUUUAAAACACACACACACACACUCUACAUCAAAAACCAAUCAAACACUAGUCUUAGAAACCUUCUGUUUACCUUACCAUUCUUCAUCAAAUCAUCAUCUCGAUUCUCAUCAUUGGAUUGAAUUGAACUCAUCAUCAACUAUCUUCUCCUUUUCCUAGAUCUGAUCAUCAUCCUCCUGAACCAGAUUCAAUCAAUUCAAUCAACUCAAUCAGUUAAUCUCUUGAAGUGUUUGAUCGGUCAUUCAACUCUAACUCGACUCUUCAACUUCAUCAGUCUACACUUAUCCACUCAAAUUCACCUUCAAGAUCAUUCAUUCCCAUCUUGAUUCGAGUCCACUUUCUUAUCUCGAUCAUCUUACUCUAGCUCUAUCUCUAAUAUCCAUUGGGCUUUAAACACCUUUCAUUUUAUCUAUCUUCUUCCCCUUCAUCUCCUUCCAUUCAACUUUCUUCUCUCUCUCUUCUCUUCUCAAUGGCUACUUCAACAAAUCCUCAUCCGGGCGAUCAAGACUGGAAGUCGAAACUCAAUCUACCUCAAAAAGAUCUACGUCCUCAAACAGAGGAUGUCACCAAGACUAAAGGUGUCGAAUUCGAAGACCUGUAUCUUCGUCGCGAUUUGCUAAUGGGAAUCUUCGAGGCUGGAUUUGAACGACCGUCGCCCAUCCAAGAAGAAGCUAUUCCCAUCGCCCUUGCAGGUAGGGAUAUCCUUGCUCGUGCUAAAAAUGGAACCGGCAAAACCGGAGCUUUUGUUAUCCCUUCUCUCGAAAAGACUAAUGUCAAGUUGAACCGUAUACAAGCCCUCAUUCUUGUGCCCACCCGUGAACUCGCACUCCAAACGUCUCAAGUCUGUAAAACGCUCGGAAAACACACUGGUAUCCAGAUCAUGGUCACAACCGGAGGAACCACACUAAAAGACGACAUCUUGCGUCUUCAGGAGACUGUCCAUAUUGUAGUGGGAACUCCUGGAAGGAUACUCGAUUUGGCCGGAAAAGGAGUUGCAGACCUCAGCCAAUGCAAGACUUUUGUAAUGGAUGAGGCAGACAAGCUACUAAGUCCCGAAUUCACAGUCGUCAUUGAACAACUUCUGUCGUUUUUACACAAAGAGAGGCAGGUCAUGCUCUUCUCCGCUACUUUCCCUAUGAUAGUCAAAGAUUUCAAAGAUAAGCAUAUGGUGAAGCCCUAUGAAAUCAACUUGAUGGAGGAGUUGACUCUCCAGGGUGUAACACAAUAUUAUGCCUUUUUGGAAGAACGACAGAAAGUUCAUUGUCUAAAUACUUUAUUCUCAAAACUGCAAAUCAAUCAAGCCAUCAUUUUUUGCAAUUCAACCAAUCGUGUUGAACUUCUUGCUCGCAAAAUCACAGAUAUAGGUUAUUCUUGUUUUUAUUCUCAUGCCAAAAUGUUGCAACAACACCGAAAUCGGGUGUUUCACGAUUUCAGAAAUGGGGUUUGCCGUAAUCUCGUAUGUUCUGAUCUCCUCACAAGAGGAAUAGAUAUUCAGGCUGUAAAUGUCGUCAUCAACUUCGAUUUUCCGAAGAAUGCCGAGACCUAUCUACAUCGAAUUGGUAGGUCAGGUAGAUUUGGACAUCGUGGUAUAGCUAUCAAUCUUAUCACCUAUGAAAACCGAUUUGAUCUUUACCGUAUCGAACAAGAACUCGGAACUGAAAUACAACCUAUACCCGCGGUGAUUGAUAAAGCUCUAUAUGUCGCACCUGGUAUUGAGGACACUCCUGCUCCUACAUCGAAGCGUCAACAGCAAUCAGCAUCCUCCACAAACGCUGCUCAACAUGCCAAUGCCAAUACCAACAAUCGAGGCCCCCAAGAUUCUCGCAACAAUCGCCAAGCCAAUCAGUCCCAGCCGAGCUCAAACCCCUCCCAGCCUCAUGACAAGCCUACAUUACCCCCUCAACAACUGACUUUUCAGAAAGCAGCCCCGAUUGAUUCUUUGUCCCAUGCAACACCAACAGAGUAUGCUAGUGGCCUACCACCCUCGCACAAUCGAAAUAAUCACCAUAAAGUGGGACGAGGCGGUGGAGGUGGUCAUCGAGGUCGCGGUAGUGGUAGUGGGCAUAGGCAUCCCAGUGGUGCCACGCCUGUUGCCUAG